AUGGAUGACAAUUCAGAUGACGAUGAUCAUCUUUCAACCAUCAACCUUACUCCUUCUGAAGCCAAUACUGGCGCUUCAGACGAGUAUGACCUCUCACAUGAUGAGGAUGAUGAUCCUCUAGCUGCAGCAAAUGCUGCCGAUGACGACCCAUCUGGCGUUCCCGAAGACGAAGACGAAUAUUCACUCACCGACUCUGACGCAGAAGGAGCACACGCGUUCCGCCAUGCUGCCCCAGAAUAUCGAUGGCGCUUCAAUCGUGUUCAUCACAAAUCACGGGAGCGAAAGAGAGCAAUAGAAGAACUAAACGCGAGGAUUAUAGACCUGGAAGCAAGAAAUCGGCUGCUUAAUGAGAGAAUUGUAAGACUUAGCCAACCGAGGGACACACUGAGGAAAACUCGAGUGACUUGGCCAGAUCGCAUUGGCAGUGAGAGCUGGGAAACAAUCUACAAGCUCUCGUGCUUGGAGGGAAAUGCUUCGCCUAAACUCACAAAACUUCAUCCGGAUCUAAAUCUGAGAAGGCCUACGAACCGAGAGCUACAAGCAGAUCUAUUGCAGGACGACCCUUCAGAGCACCAGAGGCCGCGGCCUUCUGAUAUGCUUGCGGGCAAGACACCUGGGGGCAACAUACUUAGGGGAAAGCUGCCUACGAAAAUACCUGAUAAGAUACAAUUCCAGAUUCUACGACAUUUCUUCGACUUUCGAGGCAAGGUGGUCCAUGCCAUAUCCCGCCUAGACCCGCAUCAUCCGUUAGAUGAAGCGCCCAUGAAUCUCAAUCAAAGGCCGAGCUACCUCCAUCGCCUACACGUGGGAAGGACUCCGGGUCGCUUUGCCAAAGGUAUUAGAGCAAAUGUUCAACGGCUGCAGCAUAUUGAGAUUUACUGGCAGGGGUCGCAGCAUCUCACCUUUACGAUCAACGAGCGCGGGAAAUAUACAUCACGCCGCACAUUCGCGCUCGUAUGGCUUCCAGAGGCCAUUCGCCUCAAGACUCUGGGUGUCUACGUUCAAGAGUCCAAUGAGGAGUAUAUGCGUCGCCAACAUGAACCGAGGGGCAUAACCGAGCACAUGAAGUGCAAAAUGCAAAUACACCCUAACUUCAGAGGCUUCCGAUCCCUACGCACGAUACAAGGCAUGGACUAUGUCUAUAAUCUCCGAGGCCUAGACCAAGCUGAAUUCUGGGAUUUCGACCGGUGGCUUCAUACAAAAGAGAGGAAGCGACCAGUGCGAGACUGGCACUUUGUAAAGGACGUGAACAACUCUGUCCGGAGGCCCAAAGAAGCCGGUGAUCGUUGUAAAUCACAGCUGAGGAAUCUCUUUCCAUCACUCAAUUCGUUUGAGCCAUCAGAUGCAGAUUGGGACAUUCUGCUCAGAGGUCUCGGGGUAGUAGAGGAAAACGCUCCGGAAGACUCGAGUUCGGAUUCUGACCCCGAGUCUGGUUCUGACCCCGAUUCUGGUUCUGAUUCCGAUUCUGACUCUGGCUCUGAUCCUGAGUCUAACUCUCGUUCCAACCCUCGCCAGAGUCGUCCUCUAAGCCCUGGUUCGGAUUCAGGUUCUGAUGCGAGCUCAGAUGAUGACGGCGACGAUGAUGCCCCAUCACAGGCAAUCCCGUGGCACAAUAUGGGGGACAACUCAACCAACACCGAAGAAGACGGUGGCCCUUCUACAGGGGACUCACAAGCUAACGAUCUACAGCACAACUUCCACUUGCUUCGUUUGAUGGCCAUUAACGGUGACGGUGACGGUGAUCAGGAGAGCGAUGAUGGAUCCGCCACCGUCGUGCCAGAUGACAGAUCAGUCUCUGGACAUCAAGUCAUCGACCUUACCGAGGAUGAAGAUAAUGAAGAUCAGCCAAACCAAGAGCUUGACCAAGAACUUGACCAGGGGCUUAACCAGGAGCUCGACCAGGAGCUCGAUCAUGAGCUUGAUCGGGAGCUUGAUCAUGAGCUUGAUCGGGAGCCUGACCAAGAUAUAGCGUCUUCUGAUCAAGGUUCAACCAAUGGCAAUGCGGAGGGCAGCCUCUUUGUUUCCGAUGCUGGAUACGCCCCGUCAUAUACAGAAUCACUCACACGGAGCACGCAGGGCAAUAGAAGCACGGGAGGUCGUGGGCGCGAUUCUGAUGAUUCUGAUGAUACCGACGAUUCAAUCAUCUCCCCCGCGCCGACCGCAGAAAGCGAAGCAAGUUUAUUCGUCGGCUCCGCACCUUCCUACAUAUAUCGAACAACAUCAUCGACGACGACUAGACGACAAAACGAAAGAAACGAUAUACCACUAAUUGAUCUCACGAUAGAGGAUCUGACCGACCAAUUCCUCCGCGAACAAUCGGCUGCGUCUUCAGACUCCCGUAAACGCGACCAUCUUAAGCUCGAAGAGGACGAGGAAGACAAAGACGAUGGUGGCGCUCCGGGAGGCGCGAAGAGGCUUUGCACGUAA
Molecule: messenger RNA, 2427 nt
Organism: Trichoderma breve
Lineage: Eukaryota; Fungi; Ascomycota; Sordariomycetes; Hypocreales; Hypocreaceae
Exons: 4
Coding region: 1-2427 (808 amino acids)
Source: RefSeq, a predicted model, not a curated record